Molecule: messenger RNA, 1920 nt
Organism: Phytophthora megakarya
Lineage: Eukaryota; Oomycota; Peronosporomycetes; Peronosporales; Peronosporaceae
Source: the annotation of a GenBank genome assembly
AUGUCGUCAGCCCGUGUCAAGAGAGGUGGAGGCGCCUACAGUGCGAUCUUGUGGAAGUUGCCCGAAUGGAGGGUGUUGAAAGCUAGAUCAGGGUAUGCCGAAGGCUUGACGGUGAAUGAGGCAGAAUACCAUGGGUUGUUACUAUGUCUGGAUCUGUUGGAGGAUCUGGCUCCACAGCGUCUGGUGAUCUGCGGAGACUCAAACCAGGUGAUCCGACAAGUACGAGGAGAGAUCGAUUGUAAGGCGUCAGGUCUGACACUGUUACAUCACGAACUAUUGCACGUCAAACAGGACUGGAAUGGGAGUGCUGACAGCCUAGCAAGUGCUGCUCUACAACGGCAGUGCGGGAUCGCGAUAGAGUCUGAUGCAGAGAUCCAGGAUCUCAUAACUUUAAAUAGGUUGGAUGAGAUCCUGAUAGUGAAAGUCGAAGAAGAAACUCUACGGGUAUCAACCGUGACGUCCCGAUCCAAGGUUAGAUCGGGGGUGCGUGUGGGAUCUGAUCCAGAAUCCGUACGAGAGGAAGUCGUGAGAGAGCUACGGAUCGAGCGGAUCCGGCAAUCGCAGGACGAAGAGUCGUGGAUCAUGGGCUUGAAGAAGUAUCUAAUCGGUGAGAUCCGGGAUCUGACACAAGAAGAGGCUAAGCUGAUCGGAUCUAUUGCCAUGAAUUACGAAAUGGAUCAGCGGGAUCUACUCUUCUAUUGCCCGACAUCUAAGGAAGCGGCAGCAGAUCGAGAUAAGCUGAUGCGACUAGUGAUACCUGAGACGCUUCAACAAGACAUUCUGCACCACUAUCAUACGAGCCUACAGGGCGGUCACCAAGGGGUCGGUCGCACCUAUGAUCGGAUCCGUGAUCACUUCCAUUGGAGGGUGUACAACGAUACGUGGGGGAAUGUGUCGACUGUGAGCCAGGCAAGGGAAGACUUCGGAUCCAGGGCGAGUCGCCUGGUAACCUGCCAGAUCAUCGCCAUGGAUCAUAUACCGUCAUUAUCUAGAUCCUUCAACGGCAACACCGAAUUGUUGAUCUUCUUGGAUCUAUUCUCGGGAUAUGUGAUCGCCAAAGCCAGCGCCUCUAGAUCCGCUCAGACAAUCGCCGAGACCUACGAGGAGUGUGUCUUCCGCCGAUUUGGUGCGAGCGAGGUGAUCAGACAUGAUCGGGAGCCAAGCUUUAUGUCUGACUUGUCUGAUUUCUUUAAGUCGUUCAACAGGAUCCUGGAACAACGUCAACGGGCUACUAUGGCAUAUAGGCCCCAAGCCAAUGGAUCUGCGGAGCGUAUGGUCCAUACAACUACCAGAGCGCUCAAGAUGUACGUGGAGGAUCUGGAUCAGCGGGAUUGGGAUGAGUAUGCUGAACGGCUCACUUUCGUCAACAUUGCAAGAGAUCGGAUCCGAGGUGAAAUCCCUUUCUACAUGAUACAUGGUUGGGAUCCUAGAUCCACCUUGGAAGCGUUGAUCCCGGUGGGGAGCACUCGCAGGUAUGACCGAGAUCCCAGAAGAUGGCGAUAUCGGAUGCAAACGUAUUAUCAGCAAGCCCGAGAACAAGUGAACCAACGUUUACGCGAAGCGAUCGCGGAUCGUGGCGACGUGCAUAAUGAUCUAGUACGUCCUCAUCCUGUAGGGUCUGGAUCAAGGGUCUGGCUAUACCUAGAUCGAGUGCGCGAAGGUUACGCAAAAAAGCUGGCACACUUAUGGCACGGCCCAUUCCGCGUUGCCGAGAAAAUCGGACAGUACGCUGUGAGGUUGGAGAUAGCGGGAUCCGCAUACAGCAUUUUCCCGGUAGUAUAUGUAUCGAAGAUCAAACUGGUCAAGGUAUUCCCAGAUCGACCAGUAGCUCGGCUGAAUGGGUCAGAAGAAGAUCGGGUGGACUUCGAUGAAGCGCUCCUACCGGAGGAUAGCUGGAUCCAAAAAUUGGGAUCCGGAUGA